ACCGUGAUCGAGUCACAGAUUGCAAAUGUUCGCUCCCAGAACAAUCUCGCUUUCCAGGUGAUACACGGAUUGUGCUUAUUUAGUGGUGGUUCAUCACGCAAAACCAUUGAUCUGCUUUCGCGAUGUGGCCCCUCUCCUGCCUAUGACACGUUACACAACGCUCAUACUACCAUGGCUGACGGCCAAAUUCGGCAUGCACAUCUAGUGGCUCGUGGGCCACAUAUGAUUGGGUGGGAUAACAUCCAAGUA
Messenger RNA from Suillus discolor, 249 nucleotides. RefSeq lists its product as uncharacterized. The record is from RefSeq and is a predicted model, not a curated record. The annotation marks the transcript as partial. The transcript has a single exon. NCBI's taxonomy places the organism in Eukaryota, Fungi, Basidiomycota, Agaricomycetes, Boletales, Suillaceae.